GAGAGUGAGUGAGUAAGACUUUUUGUAUCUGAGCCAUUUUUCUCUGAACUCUGACAGGUAUAGCAGUCAGUCCACAUAAUGCGGGCCCAGGAUGGUCUAGAUCUAGAAGGUUAAUUACUGAGACCCACCUGCUGAACCUUACCCAUGUUCUUCUGCUCCAGGGGACCUGUCCUCCUGCGCUCCCCGGGAAACAUGCUCCUCUUCUGGAUGUCUUGUGGAUCACUUCUCCCUCUCCUGGUCCUUUGCAAUAAUGGACAAGAAUGCUGCACCAUCCAGGACAACACACAAUAUCAUGUGUCCCCUGUGCUUGAGUCCCUGCAGUGCUACAAUGACUACAGAUCCUACGUCCGCUGUAGCUGGGAGGAGAGUCCACACCCGUCCUCACAGCCGUUAACCCUAUACUACUGGGACAGCCCUGAGAACCGUGAGUCCUUGUGUAACCCCUAUGGUCAGCGAGCACGGAAUCCCAACAACAUCAAGCUCACUGCCCAGUGUCAGUACAACACUAAAUACUUUGGCAUCAAUACCAACCAUGUCUUCUUCUUCAAUACCUCCUGUCCCCCUGCCCUGCUUCUGUCUAAGAAUGUGAGGGUGCGUACACCAGUCCACCUAUCACAGCAGCGUGUAGAGAGAGGGGGCCGUUUGCUCAGCUGGGAAAGCCCCUACCCCCCAUCAUCCCUCUUGACCCCCACUCUCAACUACCAGGUCAACUACAGGAGGUCUAACCAGGAUGACUGGACAGCAGUGGAGGUUCAGGACACCCAGCUGAGUGUGAAGGCUGAGGCUCAGGUGCCCGGCUUCCAGUAUGAAGCCAAGGUGAGGGCAAGGAGGAAGACGGGACUGUGGAGCGAGUGGAGCCCCCUAGUGACCUGGUUGACUGAGGAGGACCCUGUGCCAGGCCCCUCCAAUGCGCAGUGUGUGUUGGAUAAUGAGACUGCGGUGACAUGCAGUUGGGAGGUGAAGAGAGACCUGGCUCAGUUCCUUACCUUCCACCUGUCCUGCAAACACAACCACACUGCACCAGCCCAGAAAUGCUGUGAUAACACCAUGGUCAGCGUUCCAUCCAGGGGUCCAGUGCUCGAAUACAGCUGCUCCUUCCAUGUCCAAGACUUAGAGCAGCUAGAGGUGGAGCUUGUACCCACACGCAACAGCAAAAUGUUUAAAACACACAAGAACAUUCGUCCAAACCGUCCACUCAAAGUGCAGAUAGAAGAGAGAGAUGGGAACUGGAUUCUAAAAUGGAAUCCGCCUCAUUUUUAUCUGACCGAUCAUGUGUACUAUCAGGUGCAAUACUGGAGUAAUGAGACUCAGGAGGAUAUUACGUUCCUCAAUGUCUCCCAGGGGUCCCACUCGCUCUCCAUCCUGGGGGUGUCCCUGCGCCCCUCUGAGUGCUACCUGGUUAAGGUGAGAGCCCUGGUGGUCCCGGGAAAGCGUGAUACUUUUGACGGAGCCCCCUCAGAAUGGACCGACCCAGUGGAGUGGACCACACAACCAGCUUCCUGGUCCAUCACCACCUUCCUCUACGUCUUCAUCAGUAUACUGGUGGCCAUUGUCUUCAUCGCUCUCUAUGUUACCAUACCAGCCUGUCACAGGAGGGUAGUCCUGUGGGAGGUGUCUGUCCCGUCACCCCUCAAGAGCAAGGUACUGGGAGAGGUCAUUAAGAAAUCUCCUGAUAGGUUGUUAUUCCAUGAGAGUGAGAGAAGUGAGAAGACCUACAUCUGCAGGGUACAGACACAGGGGAGCAGGGAGGAAAGCAGUCUCUGCUCCAGCUGCUCUUCAGAUAGUCCAUUGUGGUUGAACUCAGAUGUAAAAGCACAUGGACUGUUCCAUUCCAUUACCAAGGAGGGGUGGAAGAAGUAUGACCCAAACUCUUCCUCCCUCCAUUUGCUGUCAGUGGACAGAUCUGGCCCUCCUGCUCUAGACUCAUCCGGCUUCAGCUUCAGUGGCCCUUACAUCUUCUGUGGCGACAGUUCACCGGCGCCGAGUGAGUUUCUGAGUCUGGAGCCUCCCUGUGAGGAGUUCGACAACACUCUCUCUAACUCUGAACCCACUUCUCCGUCCUCCUCGGAGAGGUCUGCCCCAUCCCUCUCAGAGUCGAGUGAGGGCUACGUGGCGAUGCCUCAGGUCUGUGCUGGCCUGUCCAGAUCAACAGAGGGAGUGUCUGAUGGUGUUACGAGCGCUGUAGUAGCGGACGACAGUAAGAACACUGGUAACAACAACGGCAACAACGACAUCAUGGCAUGGCCCAAGUCAGAGCUCCUCCCACCCGGACCUAGCUCUAUGCCCACCUGCUCACCACCCAGUGAGAAUGAAGACCCUCCUCCAGCGUACACACCCCCAACCACCACAACCACCCCUCCCACCUUGCCCCCAGUGGGCCCUACCCUACACACCUCUGGGUACUGCUUCCUCCCGGCCCUACAGGCACUUGGGGGCUGGGGCCAUGUGCAGUCUUCUGGACCACCUAAAGGAGGCAGUGAAGAGCAGCAGGUCUGUAGGAGGGAGAUGAGGCAGGAGGAGCAGUGCAAGGAGGAUCCAUAUGUCAGACUGUCCCAGCUAGCCAUUUAGCUAACUAGCUAACCUCAUCUAAUGCAGGACUACAUGAGGGACUACAUGAGGGUCACUGUUCUCAAUAUUUGAUCCAUUCUAACACUAACACACCUGUCUCAACUAAUCACAAGAGCUUGAUUAUUAGUUGGACUAGUUCAUUCAGGUGUGUUAGUGUUGGAAUGGACCACAUGUGUAAAACUACUGAUUUGUGGUCACUGAAGACUGGGUUGAGAUUGAGAAACACUUCUAUUUCUGGGAGGGAAAACUGUUGGAGCCUCAUAGAGAAGCCUCCCUUGAUUACUCACAAUGCCCAGCAGAUGGCAUUACUGUACUUACUGUGUAUCUGUUGAACUCACAAGAGGUGGCCUAUGGAUUCUACUGUAAGGACUAACUACAAACACAGAAGCAUACUGCAGUAAGCCAUUCCUCUCUGGGUGGUAAGGUGACUGAGGGCCAGAUUACCAGGUUUCCACCACAUCACAUAGAUGGUACAUGUGUAACAGGGUGGCACUGUUGAGUUGGUGAACGCAGCCUUAUGCCUCUGUCAGUGCCAGUGGCUGUUCCUGUCGUUCCACAGCAGGGGUUGGCCCGCGGGCCGCAAAGUGCUGUGUUACAGAAUGCGAAUGGUGAUGACGGUCUCCUGGUCGAAUGUCAUUCGUCACAAGCUUUGUAAACAACUGGUGUAGACUUACAGUGAAAUGUUUAAUUAUGGGCCCUUCCCAACAAUGCAGAGAGAAAAAUAUAGAGAAAAAUAAUAACACAAGGAAUAAAUCCACAAUGGUU
Oncorhynchus mykiss (rainbow trout) is the source of this 3333-nucleotide messenger RNA. RefSeq names its product interleukin-3 receptor class 2 subunit beta. Gene Ontology annotation, molecular function: protein binding; cytokine receptor activity. Gene Ontology annotation, biological process: cytokine-mediated signaling pathway. Gene Ontology annotation, cellular component: external side of plasma membrane. The record is from RefSeq and is a predicted model, not a curated record. Lineage: Eukaryota; Metazoa; Chordata; Actinopteri; Salmoniformes; Salmonidae.